Molecule: messenger RNA, 4986 nt
Organism: Brassica rapa (field mustard)
Lineage: Eukaryota; Viridiplantae; Streptophyta; Magnoliopsida; Brassicales; Brassicaceae
Product: probable pectinesterase/pectinesterase inhibitor 17
Biological process (GO): cell wall modification
Molecular function (GO): pectinesterase activity; enzyme inhibitor activity
Source: RefSeq, a predicted model, not a curated record
ACUAAAAUAUAUAUAAAUACAUAUUAUAAAAUAAAUAUUAACAGUAAUUAUAUGAUGAAACAUGUUACUAUUGAUAGUUUUAUGAAUAUAUUUUUUAUGGAUUACUCAAACAGACAUAAAAUAUAUAUAUCAAAUAUAUACUAAUUGAACAAAUAUAUUAACACAAAUAUAUCAUAAAACAUUACAUUAACAUAAAUCGAAGCCAGAGAGUAAGAGUCAAUAUUUUAAUUGUUUAAAAAUAAAAUUAUAUAUAUAAAUUAUAAAAAAAUUAAGAACUAAAUAUAUUAAAAAUAUAUAUCAAAAUUAAAAUAAUAAAUAUUUACAUUUCUAAUGCGAAUAAUGAAAUUAAAUUUUAAAUUUAAAAUAAGCCAUAGACAAAACAUCAAAAAGUAUCUAAUAAUAUGUGAAUAACAAAAGCAAACUAACUAAAUAAACAAUUGUAUUUUGUUGCAAACGUAAAUCAUUAAUUUGUAAUAGACGUAUACAUAUUAUUGAUGCAUCCACUCAAAUAUUAAUCCAUUAACAAGAUGGAAUUUUAGUUGGACUAAAAUUGUAUUAAAAUUAGAAUAUCAAUUUCAUAAUAUAUUCUCUAUUCAUCUGAACGUUCAUGAAUAUAUAUUACAAUACUCUAAAUAUAAUAUUAAAUCAAACUUGAUUACAUAUUGAGUCAUCUAUCAGUUCAACCGAUAACCAGAUCUCGGGUUUUAGCGGUUGUUACGGGUUUUAUAGAAUUUUUAAAUAACAGUUUUUUUUUGAAAACUAAAAUGAAUUACAUAUGAACCACCGAAUUUGGCAAUUUAACUGCGGGUCGGAUCGAGUUAGGUUUCAAAACAUUGAAUAUAAUGUUUCAUUUGUAAUAUCUAAGUGUAGAUACAAUUAAAAUACAAAUUUAUAUCAAAUAAAUUUGGAAUGUUUCGAAAAUAAUCCCGCGCUUUGAAAGCGCGGGUCAAAAUCUAGUAGAAUACUUAAAACAAACAAAUUAUUUUGAUUUGAUGUUUUUUUGGUCAAUUUUAUUUAUUUAUUUUAAAAAAUAUUAUUUAUUUGAUGUUUAAAAAGAAUUGUGUAAAUGGCUGGCUAAAUGAGUCGUAUACUUGUUGAAAGAAAGCAGUGAAACUUCGAAGUUGACGCGCGUCCACGGUUGAUUAGCCUUUGAAGAUGGCGAUUACAAACUGUCUCUGCCAGCAUAUAAUUUUUUUUAUCUGUUAGAGCAUUUUAAUGGACGAAUUUCUUAAUUGAUCUUAUAAGUAAAAUAUUUCUUUUAAUUUAGUUUAAUUUUAAAUUAUAAAAAUAAAACCAAUAAUUUUUAAACAAACGAUAGAUGGUUUUUCAUAUAACAAAUCCCCUUCGAGAGAGAGAAAAAAGACAAAAAAAAAAAAAACAAAUCCCCUUCGUUUUCUCUCUUCCAUUUUUUCUACAUUUAAUAUAAUAACUUGUUAAGAAAUUCCCAUUCGGAAUGCAUAUACCCGUCGAUUGUGUCAACUACUCAAAUAUUACAUCAUAUUGAAAAUGAUACGUAUAAAAUUCGAUUGUGGACUGACUAGUUAAUUUUUUCCGACUAAAAUUAAUUUUAAAUAAUUAUUCAACUACUCAAAUUACAGUUUAUUAUAUACUUAUCAACAAAAAUUAUUAUUAUUAUAUACACGUCAAAAAUUAUAGCCCAAACAAGAUAGAUAAAUUAUCUCAGCAUAAAGAAUAUAUGACGGCAUGACUAUUACCAGUCCAUUGGUUGGUACUUGGUACAAAAAUAUAUGAAAUUACAUUAUUUGUUAAAUAAAAAGCAUAAAGCCACCAACACAUCUAUAUAAACACAUCAAUUCAAGAAACCAAUCUCAUCUUCCAAUACCUUCAAACACAAACCUCACGGUUUUCAAAACGUUUGGCCUUAUAAUGGCUUUUCGAGUUUAUCUUCUGACAUUUGUGUUCCUAUGCAUAUUCUUGGCAUCGACCGUUUCCGGGUAUAACUCAAAACACGUGAAAGCGUGGUGCAGCAAAACUCCAAACCCCAAACCAUGCGAGUAUUUCUUAACCCACAACUCCGACCAAAAACCAAUAAAAUCUUUGUCCGAGUUCCUCAAAAUCUCAAUGAAACUAGCUCUAGACCGAGCCAUCCUCGCCAAAUCCCACGCAUCCACACUAGGACCGAAGUGCCGCGACACACGUGAAAAAGCUGCAUGGGAAGAUUGUCUCAAGCUCUACGACUUCACCGUCUCUAAAAUCAACAAGACGAUGGACCCAGACACGAAGUGCUCUAAAACCGACUCUCAAACAUGGCUCAGCACGGCUCUAACCAAUCUCGACACUUGUAAAGCCGGGUUCUUAGAGCUAGGUGUUACCGAUUUUAUCCUUCCUUUGAUGUCAAACAACGUCUCAGAUCUUAUAUGCAAUACACUUGCCAUUAACAAAGUUCCUUUCAACUACACCCCACCGGAGAAAGACGGGUUCCCUUCGUGGGUCAAACCCGGUGACCGGAAGCUUUUGCAAAACUCAACACCUAGAGAUAACGUGGUUGUGGCUAAAGAUGGGUCUGGUAAUUUCAGAACGAUUAAAGAAGCGAUCAACGCUGCUUCGGGGAGUGGUAGGUUCGUGAUAUAUGUGAAGCAAGGCGUUUACAGUGAGAAUCUCGAGAUACAAAAAGAUAAUGUCAUGUUGAGAGGUGAUGGUAAAGGGAGAACGAUUAUCACCGGAAGCAGAAGUGUUAGAGGAGGAUCGACCACGUUUAAGUCAGCUACUGUCGCGGCUGUCGGAGACGGGUUUAUAGCACGUGGAAUAACGUUUAGAAACACAGCGGGAGCGAACAAUGGACAAGCAGUAGCUCUAAGAUCCGGAUCGGAUCUAUCCGUUUUCUACCAAUGCAGUUUCGAAGGUUACCAAGACACACUAUACGUUCACUCUAACCGCCAAUUUUACAGUGACUGCAAUGUAUACGGAACAGUAGAUUUUAUAUUCGGAAACGCAGCCGCUAUUUUCCAAAACUGCAACAUUUUUGCACGUCGUCCACCUGGUCGCACCAACACAAUCACUGCCCAAGGAAGAUCCUAUCAGGAUCAAAACACUGGUAUUAUUAUUCACAACUCUCGUGUCACCGCAGCUUCGGAUCUCCGACCCGUUUUAGGAUCCACCAAAACUUAUUUGGGUCGACCAUGGAGACAAUAUUCUAGGACGGUGUUUAUGAAGACUUCUCUUGAUAGUCUGAUUGAUCCACGUGGAUGGCUUGAGUGGAACGGUAACUUCGGUUUGACAACUUUGUUUUACGGUGAGUUUCAUAAUACGGGUCCGGGUGCUUCGACUUCAAGUCGGGUCACAUGGCCUGGAUUCCGGGUCAUUCGUUCUGCCACUGAGGCUUUGCAGUUUACUGUUGAUAGUUUCAUUGCUGGUAGCUCUUGGAUUCCCUCAUACGUGCCGUUUACUUCUGGUCUUUAAAGAAAUAUAUCUGAUUAAUUCAAAUAUUAUAUGAUGCAAAUUGUAUAUAUACGCAAUUGAUUGGUCUAUUACAGAGAAUAAAUAUUGUUUAGUAAGAUUGGAAACUCCCGUAUAAUUAUAUAGUAGUUCCAUAAUUUUGUUUUUUCUUCAAUUAUAUUGUAUUUGCAUUUCUAAAAUACUUUAUUACAUGAUUAUUAUUUUUUUGGUAAAUUGUAAAUUACAUGAUUAUAAAUUAAGGAAUCUUCAAAGCUACUAUAUAUCAGUUAUACAUAUACUUACCAAGACUCUGGUGUCGGAAUGUCCUAGUGAUCGUAUGAGAUUCACAAUACUGCUGCCCAUUUGGCCAUGUGUGUAUAAUACUAAAAAUAAAAAGUCACAUCAUCUGGUUAGUUUUUAUGUACUGGAUAGAUCCAUAAUAGCCAGUCUUUAGUGGACAUCCCUCCAUCUAAACACCAAAAAGAACGAUUAGAGAAUUUCGAGCUGCGGCUUUUUCUCUCUCUCUCUUUCUCUCACUGCAAAGUAGAUCUUAUCGUGACUGAGUUUUGGUGGCCGGCGGUUUGCUCCCGACGCCGUCGGUCACCUCCCCCCCCUUUUUUUUUCUUUUCCUUCUUCUCUCGUCGCUCAUCUCCCUCAUCUUCCUGGCUUCUUUGCUGUCCUGUUCUGAGGCUUUCGCCACCGCGGUGUAGAUCUGGCGUUCUCUGCCUUGGAGUAGCAGCGAGGCUAGGUGAUGGGGCUCUGGUUAGCGAUUCCUUGGGUUGAGUUCUGUGGCGGCUGAAGCUUAGAUCUGGUGUCAGAUCUAGUUUGACGGAAGCGGGUUCCCUCCUUCCUCGUCUCCUCGUCUCCUCCUUCUCCUCGGGGGUACCGCCUUUCUUGGUCCGUGCCGUUGUUGGGGUCCGAUGGCGUACACGCUUAGAUCUGUGAGGCGGUUCCUGAAGGACUCAUCGGAGAGCUGUCGGUUCUGUGUGGGUUGACCUGUUGCGGGUUCUCCGCCGCGGGCGCGUGUGGGGAUGAGCAUCGUCGGUCUUGUCAACCAUGGUUCUUCUUUCCCGGUGGCAGCACGUGUUGUUUCCGGCUAGUUUCAGGGCUGGAUCUAGGGCUUGUUCCUGACCGUUUUCGACUCAAAGCGGUGCUAGCUUGGUUCUGUCUUCUUCAUUGCAGGUUCGGUGGUGUUCGUGGCGUCUCUGGUGGUCUUUCUCUCCAAAUAAAGCUUUUCUACUGUCUUUGCGGGUGCGCUUUGCUCGAGUGUUGCUCUUUGUCCAUGGUGGCUGCCGAUAAGAAGGCCUUUCACGAGCUGUUCUUGAGGAGCCAAUCAUUAAGAACUGAUCACCGGGUAUCGCCAAAUCUACCGGGUUCAGUUCUCGGGUUAACUGUGGUUCUAAAUUUUGCGGCAAGUGUUUUGUGCUGAGUUUGGUGUAGCCUUUGGUAUUGUUGUUGCGCUUGUAGUUUUGGCCUUGUGUAGCUUUAGAUUGAGUUGGUGUUUAGUUUCAAUUCUUGCAUCUUCUGUUUCUAGUUUCCUUUGUAGUUCUGUUUCAAAUUUGAAAAGGGUAAUAAAUCUUAACAUUGUUA